AUGGCUGGACAAUCUGCUCCUUCAGGCGCCAAAGAUGCUGUCCUCGUCAAGUCCGAAGACAUGCCCGCCGAUGCCCAAAAGGUGGAGGAGCUCGACUUCAACAAGCUCAACCGUCCCAUCACAGCACACGAUCUUUUCAUGGGCAUGCGCCACAUGGGCUUUCAGGCCUCUGCCAUGAGCGAGGCCAUUCGAAUCAUCAACGAAAUGCAAGCCUGGAAAGACCCAGAAACUGGUGACAAGACAACCAUCUUCCUCGGUUACACCUCUAACCUGAUCUCAUCUGGCCUUCGCGGUGUUCUUCGCUGGUUAGUCGAGCAUAAACACGUAUCUGCCAUUGUCACCACAGCGGGUGGCAUCGAAGAAGACUUCAUCAAGUGCCUUGGCGAGACCUACAUGGGCUCCUUUAGCGCCGUUGGCGCCGAUCUGCGCAAAAAGGGUCUGAACCGCAUCGGAAAUCUCGUCGUGCCCAACGCCAACUACUGUGCCUUUGAAGACUGGGUCGUGCCUAUUCUUGACAAGAUGCUCGAGGAGCAAGAGGCCAGCAAGGGCACCGACGACGAAGUUAGCUGGACGCCUUCCAAAAUCAUCCACCGCCUCGGCAAGGAGAUCAACGACGAGCGCUCCGUCUACUACUGGGCCUACAAGAAUGACAUUCCCGUCUUUUGUCCCGCACUAACUGACGGUAGCCUUGGAGACAUGCUCUACUUUCACACCUUCAAGUCUUCACCCCAGCAGCUCAAAGUCGACAUUGUCGAGGACAUUCGCAAGAUCAACACAAUCUCUGUGCGCGCUAAGCGGGCCGGUAUGAUCAUCCUGGGCGGUGGCGUGGUCAAGCAUCAUAUUGCCAACGCUUGCCUCAUGCGCAACGGUGCAGAAUCCGCGGUCUACAUCAACACAGGGCAAGAAUUUGAUGGCAGUGAUGCCGGCGCCAGGCCAGAUGAGGCCGUAUCGUGGGGCAAGAUUAAAAUUGGCGCCGACAGUGUCAAAGUUUAUAUGGAGGCGACGGCAUGCUUCCCAUUUAUCGUAGCAAAUACUUUUGCCAAGGACACUUGA
Messenger RNA from Beauveria bassiana ARSEF 2860, 1053 nucleotides. RefSeq names its product Deoxyhypusine synthase (DHS). Gene Ontology annotation, molecular function: deoxyhypusine synthase activity. The transcript has 3 exons. The coding region runs from base 1 to 1053 and encodes 350 amino acids. Gene Ontology annotation, cellular component: cytoplasm. Gene Ontology annotation, biological process: peptidyl-hypusine biosynthetic process. NCBI's taxonomy places the organism in Eukaryota, Fungi, Ascomycota, Sordariomycetes, Hypocreales, Cordycipitaceae. The record is from RefSeq and is a predicted model, not a curated record.